AUGGCAGACUCCACCGAGACGAAGCAGCAGGCGUUUGCUGUCCCCACAAAACGUAUCCUCUCAAAGGCACACCUCGCCGCCUUUGCCCGCUCCAAGGCGCACGCCGAGUUGCUGGCGUUCAUCGAUGACCUCAACGAGCGCAUCGUCGGCAUCAAGCUGAGCGAGAUUGGCCAGCCGAGCGAGCGCACCGCGCCCAUCAUGGCCAUUCUCGACGCCGUCCUCGAGACCGCCAAGACCACGCCACCCGUCGACAACAAGCUGUCGCGCUUCGGAAACCCAGCUUUCAAGACGUUUUACGACCGUGUCGGUGCCAGCAGCGCCAAGCUACAUGCGACUAUUCCGGGCCUCCCGGCCGAGAGCGUCAAGGAGGUCGAGGCGUACUUCAAGGACAGCUGGGGCAACCGCGAACGUGUCGACUAUGGCAGUGGAAUGGAGCUCAACUUUUUGUCUUGGCUGUACUGCCUCGACAAGCUGGGCGCGUUCACCCCCGAGGACCGCGCGUACCUCGUCCUCGGCGUGUUCUGGAAGUACAUUAUUGUCAUGCGCUACCUCCAGAGCACCUACUGGCUCGAGCCAGCCGGAAGCCACGGCGUGUGGGGUCUUGACGACUACCAGUUCCUUCCCUUCCUGUGGGGCGCAGGCCAGUUGAAGAACCACAAGCACCUCCGGCCCAAGGCGAUCCACGACGCCGAGAUUCUCGAAGCCUUUGGCAACGAGUACAUGUACCUGUCGUGCAUCAUGUUUAUCAACAGCAUCAAGUCUGCGUCGCUCCGAUGGCACUCGCCUAUGCUCGACGACAUUUCGGCGGUCAAGACCUGGGACAAGGUCAACUCUGGCAUGCGCAAGAUGUAUGCUGCAGAGGUCUUUGGCAAGCUCCCCGUCAUGCAGCACGCCCUCUUCGGCACCAUCCUCCCCUUCCCCACACUCGAGGAGGAUCCAGAGCUCGCCAAGGCUCUGGCGGAGGAAGGCAUCGUCGAGCCCGACGCCCACGGCCACAUCCACGAGGCCGGGUGGGCGAUGGACUGCUGCGGUAUCCCUGUCCCCUCGGCCUUUGCGCAGGCAGCGGCCGAGGGCCAUGCCGCCAACUUCAACGCUGGCGUUGUCGGUGGAGGUGCAGCGGCGGGCGCGCCCGCUCCUGGCGUGCCGUUCACCGCCAGGCAGGGGAUCAAGCCUAUCCCCUUCGACUAG
Messenger RNA from Apiotrichum porosum, 1188 nucleotides. RefSeq names its product Serine/threonine-protein phosphatase 2A activator 2 (gene RRD2). NCBI's taxonomy places the organism in Eukaryota, Fungi, Basidiomycota, Tremellomycetes, Trichosporonales, Trichosporonaceae. The record is from RefSeq and is a predicted model, not a curated record. Gene Ontology annotation, molecular function: protein tyrosine phosphatase activator activity; peptidyl-prolyl cis-trans isomerase activity. The transcript is spliced from 5 exons. Bases 1 to 1188 code for a protein of 395 amino acids. Gene Ontology annotation, cellular component: cytoplasm; protein phosphatase type 2A complex; nucleus. Gene Ontology annotation, biological process: mitotic spindle organization.